AUGCCUACCGUUGUGGGACAUACGGAGAUGACCUUCACCCGAUAUUCCACCGUAGCUACCCGACCGCAAGACACGCAGCACUCUAACAGUGAAGAGCGCCUCCAGAAUCCCUGCCAUGCGCCGUACGGUCACGGCAACUAUCAGCGGGGCACUCUGUUCUUCUGCAUCGCCACGUUGGCGGCGUUGCACUGCCACUCUAGCGCUCUCGUGCUGAUCACGGGCCCCGUGGACCACUGGUGCAAGCCCCCGGCCGCGUUCGUCAAUCUUUCCGUCGAGGAAUGGAAGAGCCUCGGCAUACCUACCGAUGCGGAGGGCCGCUACAGCCACUGCUUCUUCUACUCUCUCACACGCGUCACUGCCAACGAGACGACCGUCGAAGAGGUCCGCUGCACAGCCUGGGACUACGACCAGGAGACAGCCGGGACUACGGCGCGUAGCUUCUGGGACAUUGUGUGCCACCGUCGCUGGCUCCUGGUCCUGGGCAACACUGUCUACAUGAGCGGAGCUCUGGUCGUGGUUCCCGUGGCUGGGUACGUUGCGGACACCGUCGGCCGCCAGCCUGUCAUCGCCGCGGCCGUUACCGCGUUGGUCGCCACAACGGUGGGGAGCUGCUGCGCCGACUCAUACCCUGCGUACCUGGCCACGUGCUUCGGCAACUCCGCCUGCGUCAGCAGCCUCUUCGUGGUCACCCUCAUACUGUUGUUCGAGGUGACGCCGCUCAGCUAUCGAGCCCUGUACAUUAGCCUGAUGGCCUUUGUUGGCGACGUCCCCACGGACCUGUUUUUCCUCGUGCUCCCCAUGCUCCGCCUGCCGUGGUCCGUGGCACGCACGGUUGCUGUGUCGCCCACAUUUCUGCUGAUCCCCGCUUUCUACUUCGUAUUCGAGUCGCCGGUGUGGCUCCUCUCCCACUCCCGACUGCAGAAAGCCGAGGCUGUCAUGAUGCGGGCCGCGGCUAUCAACGGCGUCGAGCAGGAGAGGGCGCUAGACUCUGUGCGCCAACUGCUCGCCCAGCUUGGCAAUCGCCAGCAGAGCGACGCGCGGAUAUCGCUGAUGAGCCUCGUCACUCCCGGAAUCGUGCGCACCAGGGCGGCCAUUGUGUUCUGCACCUCCUUCUCCAUCAUGCUCGCCUUCUACAUCACCUCGUGGGUGAGCAUUCACCACAAAUCACCCGAAAUGAAGGUGACCUUCCUGUGCCUGUCGCUGCCCUGCUACGGAAUAAUGUACCUCGCUAUGAGAACAUUUGGACGAAAGCAGGUGCUAAUGUUCCUGCUACCGCUCUUGGGCGGCAUCUGCACUGCGCGGAGCGUGGCGAUUGACGCGGGUCCUACUCUCCUCUCCGACGUCCUCUUGAUCAUCGCGAGGGACUGCGCUCUUGUGGCCGUCCAAGCCAUCUACAUUUGCAUUGCCGAGAUAUUCCCUACGACCGUCCGCUGCGUAAUAAUGUGCGUCGCGUACGCGUUUGGCCGCCUGGGCGCCAUGAUGGCUUCAGUGUUAGAUCUCUUGCGAUACUCUGGCCGCGAAGAUUUGACCUACUUCAUACUUGGCUUCUUGAUGUUCGCUAGCCUCAUCCUCGUCCAUUGGCUACCAGAGACGAGCUACGGCAUGUACACGCCGCGUGGUGCUCCACUGACGGAAGAAGCGCCUUUCCCGAUGCAGCGGCCCCAAGCUGCUGACAGAAUCCAAGGCUGCGUUGCCGGAAGCCGAGAAAAACCGUCCUAG
Dermacentor silvarum is the source of this 1719-nucleotide messenger RNA. Its product is annotated as solute carrier family 22 member 6. Gene Ontology annotation, cellular component: membrane. NCBI's taxonomy places the organism in Eukaryota, Metazoa, Arthropoda, Arachnida, Ixodida, Ixodidae. The record is from RefSeq and is a predicted model, not a curated record. Gene Ontology annotation, molecular function: transmembrane transporter activity. The coding region runs from base 1 to 1719 and encodes 572 amino acids. The transcript has a single exon. Gene Ontology annotation, biological process: transmembrane transport.